This is a messenger RNA of Ostrea edulis (European flat oyster), 4658 nucleotides long. RefSeq lists its product as uncharacterized. The transcript is spliced from 9 exons. Gene Ontology annotation, molecular function: small GTPase binding; GTPase activator activity. Bases 202 to 3699 code for a protein of 1165 amino acids. The record is from RefSeq and is a predicted model, not a curated record. NCBI's taxonomy places the organism in Eukaryota, Metazoa, Mollusca, Bivalvia, Ostreida, Ostreidae. Gene Ontology annotation, biological process: nucleocytoplasmic transport; activation of GTPase activity. Gene Ontology annotation, cellular component: nucleus; perinuclear region of cytoplasm; cytosol.
AGCCAAAAUUAAGUUAUAUUUAGAUUAGGAAAUUCCCUUUCUAAUCCAACGCUUUGCAGUACAAUAUAGAGCCCUGGAGAUUUCCUUGAUGCAGAAAGCAAAUUUUCAUGAGAAGAGAAUUUCUUUUGUGCUGCUUAACCAUCCACUACAAUAUAAAGACCAGCUAACUGUAACAGCCAGAGCGGUGCGGAUCAUUGGAUCAUGUCGGGAUUAACGGAUCGACAGUACCGGCUAUAUAAAGAAAUCCUGGUGGAUUUCCGGAAAGAUGUAGAUCCAGACUCUCUCAUGGAUCAACUGAGCGGAUGUUUGACUGCUGAUGACAUUGACAGAGUUCGAGCAAAACUCCACGAUGAAGGAAGAUCAAAAGCAGUGGGAGAGCUGCUGGACAGACUCCGCCGACGACCAAACUGGGAGAACUGUCUUCUAGAGGCACUGCAACAUCCAGAAAUGAGACUGGGGCACCUUGCAGAAUCCUUCAAACAAAAGAUCACUGAGGUACAGAUAAAAGUCACAUUAGACUACGAAUGUCGAGAUGGACACAACUGCUCACCACCAGGCAAAACUGAACCUGCUCCUCCUGAAGAUGACUUACAAGGGGGGAGAACUCUGGCAGAGCAGGGGCAGGAGUCCCAAUCUCCACUGGAAAUGAUUCUUGAGAACUUCAAAGCCCGAGUCGAUCCCGAGGAUUUUCUGCAGUAUUUAGUGAGGUUUCAGGAAAAGGAUGAAGAAGCGGUGAAAAGAAAACAGAGGUAUGAGGGUCGAGCGUCCGCCGCCGCCGAGAUGGUGUCCCUUCUCCGAUCUUACAGACACUGGAAGAAUGACCUGGUGCAGGCACUAAACAGUCACGACAGUGGGCUGGAGGACUUAGGAAAGGCCCUUAAUGACAUCAGUAUAGAUGAAAAUGAAGAACUGAGGACAGCCCAGAGUCUAAAGUUUCCAAGCCAGUUUUCAGCAAAAGAAAGUAGAAUGUCCAUUGUACAUGAGUUUAUAAGGAAGAAAAUGCUAGACGUCAAAUCCCCAGAGGAACUUCCAGAAUUGUUUUCAAUGGGGGACCAAAUCAAUUCUUAUUUGCUGAAGUUAGAAGAGGGAUGUUUACUUCUCACUCUCUCAGCUCACAGUGAAGAGACGCUGUGCAGCCUUCACAAGAUGUACCUCGGAGGAGUUUUGGCAGAGGUGAUCAAAAGAGACCUAUUGGCCGAGGAACGUCUUCUCCGCGUUCUGUCGCUGGCUGCCGAAAAGUUUGCCAGCAGUGUUGAGAAAUUGGAAUUCAAAGUUGAAAACCUCCAUUUGAACGUACACAUCAAUCUGGUGGACUAUCAGUAUAGUCUACUAAAUCUCCGAUCUUAUAGAGACACCAGUAUUCCAUCGACAGCGAUUCAGAGCUUGACUGAUUUCAGAGUUCAAACGAAGCCCAGAGUGUUCAGCUCCACUAACAGGCUGAGUCCGUUUCUUCUGAGUCCGUUUCUUCCACCCACAGUCCACAAGCUGUUAGGGGAUCCUUUUAUCCAGAGAUUUUACGAGGAACUGACCUCCACAUUGGAGAACUCCGCUUCAGACCGCUCAGCCGCGGUCAUUAUAACGUGGCUGUGGAAGACAUUGAAACUCUUUACUGAAGGUCAUGAUUUGAAGGACGAGUUAAACAAACUGGGUUUGGAGCUGGGAACGGCACCAAGACACUUGUCUCCAGGGAGGCAGGAGAGGUGCUUGUUUGAUGUCAGGAUGGUGGAGAACACAGUGAGGCUCCGGGUCGCUGCGACAAGGACAGACGACUCCUGCAUCUUUUCUACGGAGACAUGGGAAAAAUUCUUAAAAGAGGGCAUCAUCUGUUUCUCCCAAGCACAUCAAAAAUACUGCCUCCAGAGCCUCAUUCUGGAACAGUAUCUGGUUUACAGGAGUAGUGCCUCCAAUUCAGUAGAUCAGUCUGGGUUUCAUCCGGUCUUCAAACUGGCAGAAAAUCCAACAGAAUUCAUCACAGUCUUUGAUGAUUCAGAUGAAAUGAUGAUGGAAUAUCUUUAUUUGCAGUACCUUCUCUUGAAGUCAGCUGAUCCAGAUCAUUGUCUCGAUGCCAUGAAAACCAUUAUCCCAAAAGAAGGAACAUACAAGAUACAGACUCAGAAGGACUCUCUCGAGAUUCAAGCAAACAUUUUAAAUAUUCUUAUCCAGGAGCGACUGAUUGAUAGCUUUGAGGUUGCCAUGAGUUCUAAUAACAUUGAUCUUUGGGAUAUUUCAACAGGAAAUGUUACGAAAACUUUACUUAGCUCAGACAUGAAGUCCCUAGUUAAUCUUGCAGGUCUUCUCUCCACCUUAGGGACAGUAGACAUUAAUGUGGAGAUGUAUCAGGAUGGCAACAGACAGGCAAUGAUUAAUUUAAAACUUACCCAGGGCAGUCCAUACCUCCAUCGAGGUCAUUUGUCUCUCAGGUUUGCUGGGGCCAGUCUGAAUUCACUUAACGACAAUGUAGAUGUUCUAUGUGAGGGACUCAAGAAGAUGCCCUACUUAUUCCAUCUUGACUUGUCCACUACAGAACUUGAUCCUGAGGCUUAUCGAAAAAUCCUGGUAGCUUGCAAGUUUUCACAGCUUUCUUCUCUAGUGUUGAAUAACACUAUGUUGAUGAAUCAGACUGAUCCCCAGCCUCUGGGGUUAGAAUUUGUGCCACAGCUGAAGAGACUGGAAAUGGAGGGGUGUCAUGUGAGGGAUGUCGGGAUACAAGCCAUGCUUCCCGAUUUCAAGGCUUCUGACAAGUUGACUGAAGUGAAUGUUGGAGAUAAUGCUAUGACUAGUUCUGGAGUAAUGAAGUUAUCAGCCCUUCUGAUGAACAAGGAAAACUUGAGAGUGGUUCGAAUUCACAAGAACGACAUUGGGUACGAUGGAGCGCUGGCUCUCGCGAUGCUCUUCAGAAAUUUACCUCUUCUGGAAGUGGUUAACCUCUGUAGCUGUGAUACUAUCCCAGAAAAAGGCUUUCAGAUGAUCAUCGACUCACUGGAGGGGAAAAACCUUAAGAAAAUGAAUGUUCGGGAGUGUGGAUUCUCCCAAGGAAUGGCUGAGAAAUAUUUCCAACUAUUGAAGACAAUGCCUCAUUUCCAGCAUCUAGAUUACGGGUGUAAUUUCAUCGGUAUAUCGGAAGGAUCCUCACAGGACAGAAAUUCAAAGAUUUCAAACUUGUUUUUAGAGAUGAUGAGUUUCAACAAAAACUCUUGGAAUCGCCUGAGCCUGUGGAAGUGCCAGCUCGGCUUCACUUCGAUAUUCAGGUCAGACAAUCGUCUACAGUACCUUUCAACAUUGACGGAUAUUUGUCUUCAGGAAAACGAUCUCGAUGACGCAGCAGGAAUGUGCAUCGGUGAGUACAUGGUGACGUCAUGGCACAGUCUUCGUUGUCUUAACCUUCGCGAGAAUAUCAUCGGAGAUGUGGGAGCACAGCGGAUACUGGACGGGAUCCGGGUCAACCCCAAUCUAGAGAGAAUUUACUUAGACAGGAACAACAUACAAAACGUCAGCAUAGCUAAGGGGAUGGUUCUCUUCUUUCUCGAGCAGGCUAAGCCUGGUCUGCGAGAGAUGGACGUGUCGUACAAUCACGUGACCGAGUACAGACGUAACCAGGUCGAGAUCAGGAGAUAUCUCGGUGAAAUGAAAUUCGCGAAGGUCGAGGACUGUGUGGGGUAUACCAACAUUUGUUACCAGGACCGUGCGAUGAGGCUCUAAACCUGCUGCUAAAGAGGCUCUAAACCUGCUGCUAGAGGGAACCAAAGAUUGAAAUAAUCUUCAUUAUGAUAUACAAACAUUACAUUCAUUACCAGGACCGUGCGCUGAGGCUCUAGACUUGCUGUGCCACUAAAGAGGCUCUAGACCCGCUGCCACUAAAGAGGCUGUAGACUUGAAAUAAAUUUCAUUAUGAUAUACAAACAUUUAUUACCAUACAAACAUUUAUUACCAUACAAACAUUCCUUACCAGGACCAUGCACUGAGGCUCUAAACCUGCUGUUAAAAGGAAAGAUAUUGUUUAGUUUGAAGUGUAAAACUAUAGAGUCUCAUUCGAUACAGUGGACUUCAGUAUGACAUCGUAGAUGCAGAUUAUAACGACUGAACAGAUUUAUUGGUGUAUAACACAGAAAUGAGAUUCAUUCUGCGUGGUUUUGAUUGAUUUUGUGUAGAAGUCAAUGAUCAGUUCUUAAGGUAAUUACGAUGAAAAAAAUGACUUUGAUUAAAAGAGGAACUUUAAUUUCAUAAACCUGAAGUAUGUUGACAAAAAUUCAGUAAAGUGAUUUUGAUUUGACUUCUACAUUAUCAAACAGUAAAGUCUGUUUUUCUGUUAUUUCUGGAUUACAAGAAACAAAGUCACCAACACAUCAUGAGAACGUGCCGGUAAAUUUACCCUGUUUAUUUCUUCACAGUUAUAACUAGAUCUAGACCCUACUGGUUGUGAUCCUGUCGUGAGAAUGUUCUGCAAUACAGUGUAUUAACCUUCAGGUGUUGGUCUCCGGUUUUGAGAAUGUUCUGCAAUAUUAACCUUCAGGUGUUGGUCUCCGGUUUUGAGAAUGUUCUGCAAUAUUAACCUUCAGGUGUUGGUCUCCGGUUUUGACCUUGUUUGUUAUUUUCUUGAUUGGAAGUGUCUAUGUAUAAGAUAAAUGAUAACAAUAAAUUCCUACUGGUUGAACAUAUGA